CUGUCACCUUGGGCCCCUGGGCCUGUGCCCAAUAUGCCAAUGCAUGAGCAAGCUACCCAUGACGCCCAAGUAUUUUCUAAGUCAUUAAUACAACUAUGUCACAUUGUAAUGACACUGCCGGCUGAAUUAGCUACACAGUGUUCACGCAAUGUAUUUUCACGGUGGUAAUGCUUGUUUGAGUUGAUUAAAGGCCAGCGCGUGCUCUUGUAGAGCUUGUUGAGACGCUGUGAGGUGAAACAGAAACCAGCGGCUCAGCGCGUCAUGAGUCACGAGCCAACACAGGAAGUCCCUGCCAGCCGCUGCCAAGCUCAAUAGCUGACAUGAAGAUACGAGUAACUUAGUCAAUAAAAAAAGUGUUUCCGUGCCAUACAGAAGUCAAUUUAUGUUGAUGCCCCCAGCCUCUGUGAAAGAGCGAAUGUUACCACAAUGGAAAGAGCUGUCAAAGUCGUUCUGUUGUCGGUCGUUUUCAUGGUAUCAAAGAUAAACUGCCAAGAAGCAAUUUUGCACAUCUCAGAUGGAAGCACAGAGAGGGAGUACUGUAUCGUCCACAACCACUCCUGGACCCCCCUGCCACAAACCCUUGAUGCUGCUGUAAAUUACCCACUGGUGAAUAUGACCUCCACUGUGCUGUGUAAUGGCUCAGGGAUCAGUCCAGAGGAGGUGAAGGGCAAAGCGUUGGUGGUGAUGAGAGGGGACUGUGAUUUCAGCCAGAAAGCCGUGGUUGCUCAGAGCCUUGGAGCUGCAACUUUGCUUAUUGCCAGCAACACAUUACUGAUCACUCCGUCAGCCAAUGACUCUGAGUAUGCAAAGGUCAAUAUUUCUUUGGCUCUCAUGAGGUACAGGGACUUCCUGGAAGCACAACAGACAUUUAGUAAAAACAUGAUGGUGAAGCUGUAUGCCCCACCUCACUUAAAGAUUGAUCCAAGCAUUGCCGUCAUCCUACUGAUUGCCAUUGUCACGGUUGUCUUGGGCGGCUACUGGAGUGGGGCAUGCGAGAGAGACCGGUUGAAUAGCGGCACGGCGGGGGGAGGAGGAGGAGGAGGAGGAGGAGGAGGAAGGGGAGAAAACAAAGCAGACAGUGGAGAGCUUUCCCUGUACUCUCCUCUCAAAGUGGUUAUCUUUGUCGCCAUGAUGUGUGGGAUGCUGGUCCUCAUGUACUACUUCUACAAUGUCCUCGUUUACAUCAUUAUUGCUAUAUUCUGCCUGGCAUCUGCCUCUGCACUGUUCAGCUGUCUUGAUGCAGUGAUGGAAAAAAUUGGCUGUGGCACUGUGAGCUUCUCCAUCCGAAAUUGGAAGUUCUCUGUGAGGUCUCUCCUACUGGCUGCUGUGUGCAUUAGCAUUGCUGUGGUCUGGGGAGUGUACAGGAAUGAAGACAGAUGGAUCUGGAUCUUGCAGGACCUCCUUGGCAUUGCUUUCUGCCUCAACUUCAUGAAGACCAUUUCUCUGUCCAAUUUCAAGAUCUGUGUGAUUCUGCUGAGCCUCCUGCUUGUAUAUGACGUCUUCUUUGUUUUCAUCACUCCUUUCUUCACCAAGAAUGGGGUGAGCAUUAUGGUGCAGGUUGCCCUUGGCCCAGAUGCAUCUGGGGAGAAGACACAAGGUAACAUGGUGGAGGUCCCCGCCGAACCCCAGGCUCCCUCUGAGAAACUGCCAGUGGUGAUGCGUGUGCCACGGUUCUCAGCUUGGGCUCAGAACCUGUGUGGGAUGCAGUUCUCCAUCCUAGGCUAUGGAGAUAUCAUUGUUCCAGGUCUCCUGGUGGCCUACUGCAGCAGGUUUGAUGUUUGGGUCAACAGCAGGAAGAAGAUCUACUUUGUCAGCUGCUGCAUAGCCUAUCUGCUGGGAAUGAUCCUGACAUUUGCCGUGAUGCUGCUGUCAGGGAUGGGCCAGCCCGCUCUUCUCUACCUGGUGCCCUUCACCCUGAUAACCUCAGCAGUGGUGGCUGGGUGCCGGGGAGAGAUGAAGCAGUUCUGGGCAGGAACCACUUAUGAGGUCUUGGACUCAUCCAGGGAACCUCUGUUGCCAGAGGGAAGAACUGACAGCUCCGUAGGUGGCGAGAGAUGCUGACUUACAGUGUAGAGCGUGGACCCAACUGCUGGAUGCUUUUUAUAUAUAUUUUAAUAUUACAUUUGCAAAGCAAGGGAACAUACGUUAAUGAUCAACACAUUCUUAAAACAUUAAGGGUUCAUUUUGACUGCUGUGAACAGAUAAGAAAUUAAUAGCUAUGUGGAACAGAGAUGUUUAACGUGGUUUGUUUAGUGCCUGAAAUGUCUAUUAGGUUCACGUUCAGAAAACUGUAAUGACUUUGCCUUGGUAAUGAUUGCAUACAACAAAAUGAGAAAGCACUUUAUAAUAUUUAGCUUGACAGUUGGUUCAUCAUGGGCAGGGAGGGGUUUGGGGAUUUGAAUUACUUGUAGCUACAUUAUGACACAUUUUGAUAACUGUUUGGGGGUUUCUGUGUAACCUGUUUGUAUGAUGUGAUUUCUUUCAUUGCCUUAUAAUAAAUGAACAACUUCUAUUUAA
Messenger RNA from Lates calcarifer (barramundi perch), 2517 nucleotides. RefSeq lists its product as uncharacterized. The record is from RefSeq and is a predicted model, not a curated record. The coding region runs from base 427 to 2061 and encodes 544 amino acids. Lineage: Eukaryota; Metazoa; Chordata; Actinopteri; Centropomidae. The transcript has 17 exons. Gene Ontology annotation, molecular function: aspartic endopeptidase activity, intramembrane cleaving. Gene Ontology annotation, biological process: membrane protein proteolysis. Gene Ontology annotation, cellular component: lumenal side of endoplasmic reticulum membrane; cytoplasmic side of endoplasmic reticulum membrane; Golgi-associated vesicle membrane.